AUGGCCUGGGGCGAGCUGUUGGAGAUACCUAAAAAGAAGGAUCUAUUCAGAUUGGGUUACAAACCAAUUGAUAAAGAGGUUCAAGAGACCAAUCAGAAGAAGAUUUGCACUCUCCAAGAAACUUUCCACAAUGGUGGGUACAGAAAUGAAGAUCAUGUGGUUGCAGUUGAAGAAGAAAAUGAAGAGAUGCUCAAUUUGUAUGUCACUCAAAAAGCCAUCAAAGGGAGUGUGUUGUCAGAUUAUCUCGCUCAUCAACCUAUGAAGGGUUAUAAGCCUAUGAGGUUUGACUUUCCAGAUGAAGAUAUCCUAUUUAUCAGAGACUAUGAAAUCCCUGGCCCUGACGAAGGACACGAACUAGAAUCGCGAUGGACACUCGUGUUCAAUGGUGCUUCAAAUGCACAAGGUCAUGGCAUCGGAGAAAUCAUCACUUCUCCAGAAGGCUUUCAUAUUCCUUUCAUAGCAAGAUUAUGUUUCGACUACACCAAAAACAUGGCAGAAUAUGAAGCAUGUAUCUUCGAAAAUGAAGCAGCCAUUGAUCUAAGGAUUAAAAUCCUUAAGGUAUACAAAGGUUUAGCUUUAUUGAUCAGUCAAAUCAAGGGGGAAUGUGAAACUCGUGGCCAUAAGUUGAUUCGAUACAAGAAACAUGUAUUGAAGUUGAUUCCCUACUUUGAUAAAAUCAAUUUUCAUCAUAUUCUUAUGGAAGAAAAUAAACUAGCAGAUGUUAUGGCUACUUUGUCUUCCAUGUUCCAAGCUAAGUGGGGCAAUGAAGCACCCUCCAUAAGAAUCAAACACCUGGAUGAACUAGCAUAUUGUUUAGAAACUGAGGGAGAAACCGAUGAUAAACCUUAG
Messenger RNA from Lathyrus oleraceus (garden pea), 849 nucleotides. RefSeq lists its product as uncharacterized. Gene Ontology annotation, molecular function: nucleic acid binding; RNA-DNA hybrid ribonuclease activity. Lineage: Eukaryota; Viridiplantae; Streptophyta; Magnoliopsida; Fabales; Fabaceae. The coding region runs from base 1 to 849 and encodes 282 amino acids. The transcript is spliced from 2 exons. The record is from RefSeq and is a predicted model, not a curated record.